Leptopilina boulardi is the source of this 695-nucleotide messenger RNA. It is a transcript of the gene Uch, whose product is annotated as ubiquitin carboxyl-terminal hydrolase. Gene Ontology annotation, biological process: ubiquitin-dependent protein catabolic process; protein deubiquitination. The record is from RefSeq and is a predicted model, not a curated record. NCBI's taxonomy places the organism in Eukaryota, Metazoa, Arthropoda, Insecta, Hymenoptera, Figitidae. Bases 126 to 659 code for a protein of 177 amino acids. Gene Ontology annotation, cellular component: cytoplasm. Gene Ontology annotation, molecular function: cysteine-type deubiquitinase activity. The transcript has 5 exons.
AAUUGAAGAUAAUUUUUUUUUUCAAGCUAUGUCACAAAGUUGGUGUACCAACGAAAUGGAAUAUUGUCGAUGUCUAUGGUUUGGAACCAGAUUUAUUGGCGAUUUUAACAGAACCAGUUCUUGCCAUGAUUUUAUUAUAUCCACUUUCCGAAACGGAAGAAAAUCGUGAAAUGAUAGAAGAGAGUGAAACAAAAGAAAAUGCGCCUAUUUCUUCGGAUGUUUAUUUUUUAAAACAAUUUAUUUCUAAUGCAUGUGGAACAAUUGCAUUAAUUCACAGUUUAGCCAAUAAUGUUGAAGAGCUCAAAUUGGAAGACGGAUUUUUAAAAUCGUUUCUAGAGGAAACUAAAAAUUUAUCACCACUUGAACGCGGGGAACGUUUAAUGAUCGCUGGCGAUAUUGCCGAUACUCACAAAGAAUUAGCACAAGAGGGUCAAACUGAGGCUCCUAAUGAAAAUACAAGGGUUUAUCAUCACUUUGUGGCAUUUAUAGAAAAAGAUGGUCACAUUUAUGAAUUGGACGGACGGAGAGAUGGUCCAAUUAAUCAUGGGGUUUCUAGUCCCUCUACAUUUUUGGAAGACGCCGCUCGUGUUUGCAAAGAAUAUAUGAAACGAAAUCCAGAUGAAAUGGGUUUCACAGUUGUUGCACUUACACCAGCUUAAAAAGUUAACAAAAGAAAAAAAAAAAAAAAAAAAGAA